UUCACCCUGGAAAUCUUGAUGCCUUUCAGUUUCUCUUCUCCAAAAUAGAAAUAAAAGUGCUUUCCGCAGUGGUGUUUGAGGAAAGAAGGGGAAUCUUCUUGAAAGAACAAGGGCACCCAAAAUACAGUAAUUUGACGGAAGGUUCCCAAACAAAACUUGUAUGCAGUCACCUUCCUGUAAAAGGCAAAACCAAGCAAUGGCAAAGUUUAGGGUAUGGAUUUGUUAACUAUAUUGAUCCAAAGGAUGCAGAGAAAGCCAUUAACACUUUAAAUGGACUCAGACUCCAGACCAAAACCAUAAAGGUGUCGUAUGCCCGUCCAAGUUCAGCAUCGAUCAGAGAUGCGAACUUGUAUGUCAGCGGCCUUCCAAAAACAAUGACCCAGAAAGAAUUAGAGCAGUUAUUCUCACAAUAUGGGCGCAUCAUCACCUCACGGAUUCUGGUUGAUCAAGUUACAGGGGUUUCUCGAGGUGUGGGAUUUAUCCGUUUUGAUAAGAGAAUAGAGGCAGAAGAAGCCAUAAAGGGACUAAAUGGCCAGAAGCCUAGUGGUGCUACAGAACCAAUUACUGUGAAGUUUGCCAAUAACCCCAGCCAGAAGACAAGCCAGGCACUCCUUUCACAGCUGUAUCAGUCUCCCAACAGACGCUACCCUGGACCACUUCACCACCAGGCUCAGAGAUUCAGGCUGGACAAUUUGCUUAAUAUGGCCUAUGGCGUAAAGAGGUUUUCUCCGAUCACAAUUGAUGGUAUGACGAGCCUUGUCGGAAUGAAUAUCCCUGGUCACACUGGGACUGGAUGGUGCAUCUUCGUCUACAACUUGUCUCCUGACUCGGAUGAGAGCGUGCUGUGGCAGUUGUUUGGUCCCUUUGGAGCAGUCAAUAAUGUCAAGGUGAUCCGUGAUUUCAACACCAACAAGUGCAAGGGAUUUGGCUUUGUCACCAUGACCAACUACGACGAAGCUGCCAUGGCGAUUGCCAGCCUUAAUGGAUACCGUUUAGGAGACAGAGUAUUGCAAGUUUCCUUUAAAACCAAUAAAACCCACAAAUCCUGAAUUUCAUAUCCUUACUUACUAAAAUAU
This is a messenger RNA of Pelecanus crispus (Dalmatian pelican), 1076 nucleotides long. Lineage: Eukaryota; Metazoa; Chordata; Aves; Pelecaniformes; Pelecanidae. The record is from RefSeq and is a predicted model, not a curated record.